Molecule: messenger RNA, 1662 nt
Organism: Plutella xylostella (diamondback moth)
Lineage: Eukaryota; Metazoa; Arthropoda; Insecta; Lepidoptera; Plutellidae
Product: cytochrome P450 4d2
Molecular function (GO): heme binding; monooxygenase activity; oxidoreductase activity, acting on paired donors, with incorporation or reduction of molecular oxygen
Source: RefSeq, a predicted model, not a curated record
GUCAUUCAUCAGUUCAGUCUAUCGCGAUGUUGUUAACGGUCGCGGUUGUGUUUCUCGCUACACUUGCAGUGUUUUGGUUUUUCUAUUCUUCGGAGUAUCGAAGGAAGCUUGCCUUGCUGAAGACCGAACCGUAUCUGCCAUUCUUCGGACAUGUAUUGAGGCUCACCAAGAAUGGGAAUAGCAGUGUAUUGCCCGUUUUGGAAGAAAUGUGGAACAACCUGGGUAGAGACAAAUAUCUAGUCAAACUAGGGCCGCUGGAUCAAGUCAUUAUUACAAAGACAGAGGAUAUUGAGCUGAUCCUGUCAAGCAACGUUUUGAUCGAGAAAAACUUCGUCUAUAAGUUUUUAGAGCCAUGGUUUGGAAACGGGUUGUUAAUAUUAACGGGCAAGAAAUGGCGCAGUCACCGCAAAAUGCUGACCCCGGCUUUCCACUUCAAGAUCCUGGAGUCGUACGUGGAGGUGUUCCAGGAGGAAGCUCAGCUCCUGGCAGACCAGCUGCUGGACCAGGGCGAUGGUGACAUAGAGAUGUCGCAUAUAACUAGUCAGAGGAGCUUGUUUGCUUUGUGCCGAACGGCGAUUGGGUUUGAUAUGAAUGUAAAUAAGGAUAUGAGUGAUUUUGCAGCAAGUACCCAAAUGAUUAAGAAGAUUAUGAACCAAAGAGUAUUUUCUUCGUGGAAGUUUAUUGACCCACUUUACCAGUUGACUGGAGAGGCGAAAAAACUGAGGGAGUGUUUAAAUGUGACUCACUCUACAUUCUUUACCGCGCUCCGAGCGAAACAAGAAUCGAUGAAGGAAAUGAUGGAACUUAUUGCCUCAGGCAAGGAAACCUUGGAAAGCAUCACCAAGGAGGAUGACUUCUUCACCAAGAAACGUAUGACGUUCAUAGAGCUGCUGCUGCUCAGCAGGACUCCGGAAGGAGAACUCCUUACUGACGAGGAUAUUAAAAACGAAGUCAAGACUUUUAUGAGUGCCGGACAUGAAACUACGGCUAUGGCUGCUGCGUUUAUUAUGUAUUGUUUGGCGAUGAACCCUGAUGUGCAGAAAAAAGCUUUCCAAGAACAACUCGAAAUUAGUGGAGGAGAUCUGACUAAGCCUUUGACAUAUAAAAAUGUGCAAGAUAUGAAAUACAUGGAAAGAGUUGUGAAGGAAUCUUUACGGCUCUACCCCUCUGUCGUCGCAAUGGGUAGGAAGAUAACUGAACCCACUGUUUUGAAAGAUGGCACCGAGCUCCCCGUAGGUGUUUCAGUCCUAUUAGUUCCAUACUUUACGCAUCGAAACCCCGAAGUGUUCAAAGACCCCCUUAAGUUUGAUCCAGACAGGUUUUUGGAACAAGUCAGUCUCUACAGCUAUUAUCCUUUCAGUGCUGGCUCCAGAAACUGCAUUGGACAAAAAUUGGCUAUGACAAUGCUUAAAUGUUGGAUGGGGACUGUAAUAAGGACAGUGGAGUUAUUUCCACCUGAAGGAGCACACCCAGAAGUUAUCGUUGAGAUCACAAUCAAUUCUGCAACCGGUGUCAAUGCUAGAGCCAGACGGCGGCAAUAUUAAAUUACUGAAGAACUAACUACUAAACAUCGAUCUACCAGCCCCGAAAGUAUCAGAUGAUCAGAUGAGGGGCAGUAACGUCUGUGCGAUUUUUUCUAAAUAAAUUUAUAUUUCAAAUAGC